GGUGACUAGAGUGCGAAAAGGUGUCAAACGACGAUAGUUAUAAUUCACCGUCUGCAAUAUUGCCGAUCAGGACAUACCUAAUCUCAUGCGGUUCCUCGGGGUCGUUGAUGACGAUGAUUGAUUAGAAUUCGAGUUGCUCGUACGUCCGAGUCUCGCACGGAUUGGUCGUCGCUCGUGCGAUCGUUGCACGUCGGCUGUUCGGGGAUCGGGAUUUUCCCGACGAGGCAUCGACUGACGCGUAUUUCACGUUCGCUCGCCGAUCUCAGCCUCACAGUCGGCAUUCCGCGCUCGAAGAAGACAACACCCGUGAGAACGAGAAAAAAUGAGCAAGCUAUAUCGAAGUCUUUUGGCACUUUGGCUAAUAGCAUCAACGAUGGCCGUGCCAACUCCCACAUCUACUUCCCAUCAAACUGUGGCAAACGGUGUCCGUUUAUUCUCUACUAAUUUCGUUAAGACUGUUGCGAAAGAGACGGAAGGUAAUUUGAUAUGCUCUCCUCUGAGUGCUCAUGUUGCCUUGAGCAUGGCUGCAAUUGGUUCCAAAGGAGAAACUAAGAACCAGUUCAAGAAUGUUCUCCACCUUCCCGAAUCGCAGACCCAGACUCUCAAAAAUUACCAAAAUCUCAUCAGUAGUCUGAACAAUGUCGAGAACGUUACCUUGAAACUCGCCAACAAGUUGUUUAUCGCUAAUAAUUUCGAAGUGAAACCCGAAUAUAAGAAUGAUAUCCAGACUCAUUUCUAUUCUGACAUUCAGCCGGUGGACUUUACACAAAACCAACAGGCCGCAGAUACCAUUAAUAAUUGGUGCAAAGAAAAGACCGAGAAUCGCAUCGACAGCAUCAUUAAACCUGACGAUUUGGAUCCAUUCACUGCAUUAGUGCUCGCUAACGCGGUGUACUUCAAAGGCAAAUGGGCCAAAGAAUUCGAUCCCAAGAAUACCAUAGACCGUCCGUUCCAUAUUGACGCCAACACCGAAAAGCAGGUUCCCACUAUGUACAGGAAAGGCUAUUAUAAAUACUUGGAUUUGCCAGAAAUUAACGCCAAAUGCAUCGAACUACCAUACGCGAAUACACAGAUCAGCAUGGUAAUUAUCCUGCCGAAUGAAAUCGAAGGUCUGGCCGCGUUGACCAACAAUCUCGAUGCCGUGACUGAAGCGUGCAACACACGUCUCAGCCAAACGUAUGAGCGUGAGGUCAAGUUAUUCUUGCCCAAGUUUAAGGUCGAGGCCAAACUGAAUCUUGGAGAUACGUUGUCCGAUAAGAUGGGUCUUUCCGAACCUUUUUCUAAUAGUGCGAACUUCAGCGGCAUCUCAGACCGGCCUCUGAAGAUCUCUAAAGUCGUACAGAAGGCUUUCAUCGAAGUUAAUGAGGAAGGUAGCGAGGCGGCCGCAGUUACUGGUGCUGUUGUCAUACCUCUUUCGCUUGGCUGGCAACCGCCGGAGCCCAUUAAUGUUCGCGUCGAUCAUCCUUUCUUGGCGAUCAUUAAAUACUACAAACCCAGUGAGGAUAGGAGUGGACUGUUGAGUUCGUUGAAGUCAUCGAAUUUAUCAAGUUCGAGAGGUCUUUACCAAUAUUUUUCGAUAUUCAUGAUGAAAAUCCAAUUGUAGCCACACCCAUAUAUUUGUACUGUUCGCAGUGAUAACAAUGGUAAUUAAUGUCCUUUACAUACACUGUUGUCGUAUUAUUCGACCAGCGUACCGAGAAUCUCGAUUUUAUUCAUAUAUUUUUGAUAAAAAUAUUGAUAAUAAUGAUAUUCGGCGGAUCUCUAUAUUCAGAGAAUUAUUCUAGAGAUAUGUAAUCAGUAAACAGGACCUAAUUCGUAUGAUCAAUAAAAUGUGUAUCUUAUGUAAGGUAAUGUGUACAUAUCAUGACAUGUAAUGUAUAAAAUGUGAUGAUGUUAUAUAAGAUCAGGAGAACCUGGGGAAUCUUGACACCCUCUUUUGAUUUUGUCGAAUAUGUCUUAAAAAAUGAAAGGAAAAUCAGAACGUCCUUAUCGUCGUAGAUAUUUUAAUAUUCAACCAUAUUAACGAAGUUAAAAAAUAAUAAUUUUAGAAUAAUUUACAUUUUAAAUAAAAUAAUCGAAAUGUGUCUCCUACUCUAGGAGACUUGACCCAGGGAUGUGCUAGAUUUGAUUCAGGUGACCCUGUCACCUCUGUGUUUUAAUUAGUGCAAUAAAAGAUAUUGAAUAAUCAUAUAA
Molecule: messenger RNA, 2193 nt
Organism: Dinoponera quadriceps
Lineage: Eukaryota; Metazoa; Arthropoda; Insecta; Hymenoptera; Formicidae
Product: antitrypsin-like
Exons: 9
Coding region: 323-1603 (426 amino acids)
Molecular function (GO): serine-type endopeptidase inhibitor activity
Source: RefSeq, a predicted model, not a curated record